Molecule: messenger RNA, 2060 nt
Organism: Hippopotamus amphibius kiboko
Lineage: Eukaryota; Metazoa; Chordata; Mammalia; Artiodactyla; Hippopotamidae
Gene: SLC16A12
Product: solute carrier family 16 member 12
Exons: 8
Biological process (GO): transmembrane transport; monocarboxylic acid transport
Molecular function (GO): monocarboxylic acid transmembrane transporter activity
Source: RefSeq, a predicted model, not a curated record
CGCCGCCCGGGCUGCAGCGGUCCACGCGAGUGCCUGCAUGUAUUGGUGCUCAGCUACUGUUGCAUGAAAGAAAAGAAGAUGCCCUAGCCCUGAUCCUGUAGGCAAAUCAUCGAGUGACGUUGGGCAAGUCACUUGAAGAUCAGAAGAUUAUAGUCUCAGCUCCUCUGAGUCUAAGAUGGCCAAUAACCCAUGUGCCAGGUAGCACUCUAUGCCAAUCUUGAAUGCCAACAGGAAGUCGCUGGACGGCAAACCCUUCCAAGAUCAUAACUGGGCUGCUGGAGUAACCUGGAAAAGAAGAAAAAAGAAUUGGAACCAUGACAAAAGUGAAUAGAGCUCGGUCUACCUCCCCACCGGAUGGAGGCUGGGGCUGGAUGAUUGUGGCUGGCUGUUUCCUUGUUACCAUCUGUACCCGGGCAGUAACCAGAUGUAUUUCAAUUUUUUUUGUGGAGUUUCAGACACACUUCUCUCAGGAUUAUGCACAGACAGCCUGGAUCCAUUCCAUCAUAGACUGUGUGACCAUGCUCUGUGCUCCACUUGGGAGUGUUGUCAGUAACCAUUUUUCCUGUCAAGUGGGAAUCAUGCUGGGUGGCUUGCUUGCAUCUACUGGUCUCAUCCUGGGCUCAUUUGCCACCAGUCUGAAGCAUCUCUACCUCACUCUGGGAGUUCUUACAGGUCUUGGAUUUGCACUUUGUUACUCUCCAGCUAUUGCCAUGGUUGGCAAGUAUUUCAGCAGACGGAAGGCCCUUGCUUAUGGGAUCUCCAUGUCGGGAAGUGGCAUUGGCAUCUUCAUCCUGGCUCCUGUGGUUCAGCUCCUUAUUGAACAAUUUUCCUGGAGGGGAGCAUUGCUCAUCCUUGGGGGCUUCGUUUUGAAUCUAUGUGUUUGUGGUGCCUUGAUGCGGCCAAUUACUCUGAAAGAGGACCAGACAACUCCAGAGCAGAACCAUGUCUGUAGAACUCAGACACAAGACUUUCAGCGGGCGUCUCCCUGUUCGACUUGGACUAAAGAAUGGGUGCAGACCUGCCUCUGUGGCUCUUUGCAGCAGGAAUACAGUUUUUUACUCAUGUCAGACUUUGUUGUGUUGGCCAUCUCUGUUCUGUUUAUGGCUUAUGGCUGCAGCCCUCUCUUUGUGUACUUGGUGCCUUAUGCUUUGAGUGUCGGAGUGAGUCACCAGCAAGCUGCUUUGCUUAUGUCCAUACUUGGGGUGAUUGACAUUAUUGGCAACAUCACAUUCGGAUGGCUAACCGACAGAAGGUGUCUGAAGAAUUACCAGUAUGUUUGCUACCUCUUUGCCAUCGGACUGGAUGGGCUCUGCUAUCUCUGCCUCCCAAUGCUUCAAAGUCUCCCCCUGCUUGUGCCUUUUGCUUGUACUUUUGGCUACUUUGAUGGUGCCUACGUGACUUUGAUCCCAGUAGUGACCGCAGAAAUCGUGGGGACCACUUCUUUGUCUUCAGCACUUGGCGUGGUAUACUUCCUCCACGCAGUGCCAUACUUAGUGAGCCCACCCAUUGCAGGAUGGCUUGUAGAUACGACUGGCAGCUACACUACAGCGUUUCUUCUCUGUGGAUUUUCAAUGAUAUUUAGUUCUGUGUUGCUUGGCUUUGCUAGACUUGUAAAGAAGAUGAAAAAGCCCCAGCUGCGGUUCCUUGCCAGAGAAUCAGAUCCCAAGCUGCAGCUAUGGACCAAUGGAUCAGUGGCUUACUCUGUAGCAAGAGAAUUAGAUUGGAAAGAUGGGGAAUCUGUGGCUAUAGCAAUGCUUGGUUCCAGCCCCACAUGAUCAAAGGCCUUGAGCUUGGGAAUCUUCAGGGCUGAGAGAGGUGGGACCACUGUACUGUACAUGUUUCUGAAGGAUUUUAUUUUGGCAGAAGUAUUGCCUUCCAAGGAAAUUUACCGUUUUGUUAAUAUGUUUGUAGGGGGAAAAUAGAAAAUAACAAAGCAAGCUGGACUGGCUCAGAGUUCCCCCAUUUGGGACUUGUACUCACAAUUGAAUCACAUCUUUUGGGCAAUGAGCAUCACGCCAUGGAGAAUGUUAGGACAUAGCUGAUAUAAUUAGCUGUAAAUA